Molecule: messenger RNA, 240 nt
Organism: Hydatigera taeniaeformis
Lineage: Eukaryota; Metazoa; Platyhelminthes; Cestoda; Cyclophyllidea; Taeniidae
Source: the annotation of a GenBank genome assembly
AUGUUGAAGGUCCUGGUUAUACUGUCUCUUACUCUUGCCUAUCACGUGCCGUCUAGCAGAGCAGGAUUCUUCGAUUACUACUUGGAUUACUUUAAUCUGCGAGACAAGUACAUCCCCUUCAUCAACGAUGAUAUGGAUAGUGUCAACCGCUAUAAAGAACUGAAAAAGAAAGCUAGAGAGGGACUAGCACUCCACUUUGAAAAGCAACGUGAGAAAAUGGAAAAGAAAUAUGAGCUAUGA